Messenger RNA from Neoarius graeffei (lesser salmon catfish), 8101 nucleotides. RefSeq names its product potassium large conductance calcium-activated channel, subfamily M, alpha member 1a (gene kcnma1a). Lineage: Eukaryota; Metazoa; Chordata; Actinopteri; Siluriformes; Ariidae. Gene Ontology annotation, biological process: potassium ion transport; transmembrane transport. Bases 458 to 4459 code for a protein of 1333 amino acids. Gene Ontology annotation, molecular function: large conductance calcium-activated potassium channel activity. The transcript is spliced from 33 exons. Gene Ontology annotation, cellular component: postsynaptic membrane. The record is from RefSeq and is a predicted model, not a curated record.
AAGCAGCUAAGAUGUGAAGAAUUUAUCGUCUGAAACACCUUUUUUUCUUCGCCCCUCGGACGGUCACUGUUCAGAGCGCGCGUUUGAGAGAAAAACGGAUUUAUCAGCCGUGAUGUGAGACGCGCUCGAGCCUGAUUAAAGAGCGGCGGUUAUUUUUGGUGUUCGGUUCCGAGAAGCAGCGGGAGGGACACCUGAUACACCGCGCCGCCUUCAGGGCGCUAUCUGCCGCUUAUUUUGAAACGCCCCGUCGUCGUUAAUGCGGAUUUAAAGGACGCCGAGCUGUUGGUUUCCACACGCAGCGAGACUGUGUGUGAAACUCCGCGGCGCUGUCAGUGGGGCUGAGGGAGAGAGAGAGAGGGAGAGAGGGAGACGCUGCUGCGCACACAGGGCGGGUUUGAGCCAACAUGGCUGAUGGCUGGGGCUGCGCGCGCGGGCAGGAGCUCUCCAACGCUGCUCGAUGCUAGCUGUGGCAGAUCACAACGCUUCCCACGACGGCACCUCUAGAAUGACUAAUAUCUUCCCGAAUAACCAGGACUCUUCUGUCUCCAUGUCCAGGAUGGACGUGAUCAUCCCGUUCUCCCCAGACGUGCCGUGUGAUAACAAUGGCCAGCGCAUGUGGUGGGCUUUCCUCGCCUCAUCCAUGGUGACGUUCUUCGGGGGCCUCUUUAUCAUCCUCCUGUGGAGGACCCUCAAGUACCUGUGGACUGUCUGCUGCCAUUGUGGCGUCAAAAACAAGGAGGCCCAGAAAGUGAAUAACGGGCAGGCAGAUGGGCCAGUGAAGGGCCAGGAUGAGAAGGAUGAUGCCCCAGCUAGUGAGGUGGGCUGGAUGACCUCAGUGAAAGACUGGGCCGGGGUCAUGAUCUCAGCACAGACUCUCACAGGCAGAGUACUGGUGGUCUUAGUCUUUGCUCUCAGUAUUGGAGCCCUUGGAAUAUACUUCAUAGACUCGUCUGACCCUAUAGAAUCCUGUCAGAAUUUCUAUAAAGACUUCACGUUACAGAUCGACAUGGCCUUCAAUGUCUUCUUCCUACUCUACUUUGGUCUGCGUUUUAUUGCAGCAAACGAUAAGCUGUGGUUCUGGCUGGAGGUGAACUCUGUGGUGGAUUUCUUUACUGUGCCACCAGUGUUUGUGUCCGUGUAUCUUAACAGGAGCUGGCUGGGUCUGAGAUUUCUAAGAGCCUUGAGACUGAUACAGUUCUCAGAAAUUUUACAGUUUUUGAAUAUCUUAAAAACAAGUAAUUCCAUCAAGCUGGUGAACCUGUGUUCCAUCUUCAUAAGCACAUGGCUCACAGCUGCAGGAUUCAUUCAUCUGGUGGAAAACUCAGGGGAUCCUUGGGAAAACUUCCAAAAUUCCCAACCACUUUCAUAUUGGGAAUGCGUGUACUUACUCAUGGUCACCAUGUCCACGGUGGGAUACGGGGACGUCUGUGCGAAAACCACCCUUGGCCGGCUUUUCAUGGUCUUCUUCAUUCUUGGCGGUUUGGCCAUGUUUGCCAGCUACGUCCCUGAAAUCAUAGAGUUAAUAGGAAACCGCAAGAAAUAUGGUGGUUCCUAUAGUGCGGUUAAUGGCAGAAAGCAUAUUGUGGUCUGUGGUCAUAUCACACUUGAAAGCGUAUCCAACUUCCUUAAAGACUUCCUACACAAGGACAGGGAUGAUGUCAAUGUAGAAAUUGUUUUUCUUCAUAAUAUUUCCCCUAAUCUUGAGCUGGAAGCCUUGUUCAAACGUCAUUUCACUCAGGUGGAAUUCUACCAAGGAUCUGUUCUUAACCCACAUGAUCUAGCUAGAGUCAAGAUCGAGUCAGCGGACUCGUGCUUAAUUCUCGCCAACAAAUACUGCGCAGACCCGGAUGCUGAAGAUGCAUCAAACAUAAUGAGAGUAAUAUCCAUCAAGAAUUACCAUCCAAAGAUAAGAAUAAUUACUCAAAUGUUGCAGUACCACAACAAGGCCCAUCUGCUAAACAUUCCCAGCUGGAACUGGAAGGAGGGCGAUGAUGCGAUCUGCCUGGCCGAACUGAAGGCAGGUUUCAUAGCCCAGAGUUGCCUGGCACAGGGCCUGUCCACCAUGCUUGCCAACCUGUUCUCCAUGAGGUCAUUCAUCAAGAUUGAAGAGGACACAUGGCAGAAGUAUUAUCUGGAGGGAGUGGCCAAUGAGAUGUACACCGAGUACCUAUCCAGUGCCUUUGUGGGCCUUUCUUUUCCUACAGUUUGUGAGCUAUGUUAUGUGAAGCUCAAAUUGUUGUUGAUCGCUAUUGAAUACAAGUCAGAGCAGAGGGAAAGCAGUAUUCUGAUCAACCCUGGAAACCAUGUAAAGAUGCAGGAGGGAACCUUGGGAUUCUUUAUUGCCAGUGAUGCUAAAGAGGUCAAAAGAGCAUAUUUCUACUGCAAAGCUUGUCAUGAUGACAUCACAGAUCCCAAAAGGAUCAAAAAGUGUGGCUGCAAGAGGCCCAAAUAUAAUUAUAACGGAUAUGUUACAUCAUCAGCAGAUGGCGCUACAACUCCAGGGAAAACAGGAGGUCAGAGAGAGGCUGGGGUUCGGUUCAAAGCAGAAUGGAUUUUAGUGAAAGAGGAAGUUAGACCCGUUUUUCAAAAUCACACAGGUAAAUUAGGUACCGGUCUGACUGUCCCACAAACUUUGGCAAUGGAGCGUUCUGCUGAAGCCCUUGUAAUUAACCGUAAAGGAAGUCUGCUUCCUCCAGUCCCACCCCUACUCCGAGGUCUCGGCCUGGCUGACCUGAAUCGGGCCCGCAGCCUGCCUGGGAAAUACAGCUACCACCCCGACUCCUCCAUGCCCUCCUCCUCCCUGUGCUCGUCGGUGCUCUCCUCUUCCAUAACCACCUCCACUUGCCCGGCCACGCCCUUUGAAGACGAGCAUCCAUCAGCGCUGUCACCCAAAAAGAAGCAGCGCAACGGAGGCAUGCGAAAUUCACCCAACUGCUCACCCAAAGUGAUGAGACAUGACCCUUUACUUAUCCCAGGAAAUGAACAGAUUGAGAAUAUGGACGUGAACGUGAAGAGAUACGACUCCACUGGAAUGUUUCACUGGUGUCCUUCCAAAGACAUUGAGAAAGUCAUUCUGACGAGAAGUGAGGCCUCCAUGACGGUUCUGAGUGGGCACGUCGUGGUCUGUAUAUUUGGAGACGUCACUUCUGCUUUAGUGGGGCUACGCAACUUGGUGAUGCCUUUAAGAGCAAGUAACUUCCAUUACCAUGAGCUAAAGCACAUCGUAUUUGUAGGCUCACUGGAAUAUCUGAGGAGGGAAUGGGAAACCCUUCACAACUUCCCCAAGGUCUCCAUCUUACCCGGCACACCAUUAAGUCGAGCUGAUUUAAGGGCUGUAAACAUCAACCUCUGCGACAUGUGCGUUAUCCUUUCAGCCAAUCAGAACAAUAUCGACGAUGCUUCACUGCAGGACAAGGAAUGCAUCUUGGCAACACUCAACAUCAAAUCUAUGCAGUUUGAUGACAGCAUUGGGGUCCUGCAGGCUAAUUCCCAAGGUUUUACGCCUCCAGGAAUGGACAGAUCAUCUCCAGACAACAGUCCAGUGCAUGGGUUGGUUCGCCAAGUGUCCGUCACCACUGGCUCCAACAUCCCAAUCAUAACUGAACUAGUGAAUGAUUCAAACGUUCAGUUCCUGGACCAAGAUGACGAUGAUGACCCGGAUACAGAGCUGUAUCUGACCCAGCCCUUUGCCUGUGGGACAGCUUUUGCUGUCAGUGUGCUCGACUCCCUGAUGAGCGCUACGUACUUCAACGAUAAUAUCCUGACGCUGAUCCGGACACUGGUGACAGGAGGGGCCACACCGGAGCUCGAGGCACUGUUGGCCGAGGAGAAUGCACUACGUGGGGGGUAUAGCACGCCGCAGACGCUAGCUAACAGGGACAGGUGUCGCGUGGCACAGCUUGCCCUCUAUGAUGGCCCUUUUGCAGACUUGGGGGAUGGUGGUUGUUAUGGGGACUUGUUUUGUAAAGCGUUAAAAACCUACAACAUGCUGUGCUUUGGAAUAUAUAGAUUAAGAGAUGCGCAUCUAAGUACGCUGAGCCAGUGCACAAAAAGGUAUGUCAUCACCAACCCACCCUACGAGUUCGAGCUCGUCCCUACAGACCAGAUUUUCUGCCUGAUGCAGUUUGACCACAACGCAGGUCAGUCGCGAACCAGCCUGUCACACUCGUCUCAUUCCUCACACUCGUCCAGCAAGAAGAGCUCUUCAGUUCACUCCAUCCCAGCCACCAACCGGCCCAACCGCAGCAGCAAGACCCGCGAAAGCCGCGACAAACACAAUGCAACAAGGAUGAAUAGAAUGAGCCAAGAAAAGAAAUGGUUUACAGAUGAACCAGAAAAUGCCUACCCGAGGAACAUUCAGAUCAAGCCCAUGAGCACUCACAUGGCCAAUCAAGUCAAUCAGUACAAAUCCACUAGCAGCCUGAUCCCACCAAUCAGAGAAGUUGAAGAUGAAUGCUGAAUCCCAGGGUUUUGACGAGUUGGCGCAUCCUGAUGUAAAAGAUGAGCGGUGAUGAAGAAGUGGUCAUGAUAAUAGCGACUCACUAUCAUUUUACACCUCAAGGUUUUUUUUUGUUUGUUUCUUUAAUUUAUUUUUAUUUUCGGUGAUUAUGGAAACUAGAAGGGACCUCCUGUGUGUAUACCUUUAAUGUUACUUCCAUGCUUUUGGAAACAUUUAAUUUAUAAAUGUAUACAUAGUGAUGUACAUAAUGACAAUCAAAUAAGGAUUGUACAGCCCUCUAGCACUUACGGAGUACUUCCUGUAAUUCCUUGCAAUAUCUCGUGUCUGUAGUGACCUGACUCUGUGCUGAAGGCUUUGUGUUAUGGAGGAUGAGGGUCACAGUCCUUCAGUUUGUUAACAUUACCCAAAGAACCUCAUCUGAAGUGUUGCUUAAGCCCCACUACACAUACAUACAUACAUACAUACAUACUGUACAUCCUCAUCUGCUUCUUUUUGCACUAAAUGUAAUCGUGGAAGAACUUGAGACCGGGUUCUGAAAGGAGUGUAAACGUUUCUGAAUUCACAGCACAGUGAGUAAACUUGCUGGCUGACUACGGAGUGGCUCUGUUAGGAGAUGCGUCCUCAGUCCCGCUUUGCGUGGAGAAGCUUUCAUUUGAGUGAAUGUUGCACACAACCUGGACAUACAGAGCAGGAAAUUGAUUUAAUUUCCAUCCACAUAAACAGUGUAGGUCAUUGUGUACGGGAAUGUACUCAUCAUGUUUGUGUAAUAAUGCAAGACGUCAUCUCCAGCGUAGCCCUACUAAAUUGGCAAUACAUUAUCAGGAUAUGCACUACUUUUGUUGAUGUCUUUCCAUCAUGCUUGACUGCUGGUGUUGCUGUGGUUGUUAAUGAUGUGUAAGAUCGAGGCUCAUAAUGUGUUUGUUUGGAAGAGGCACAGGAAUCAAAUACUUGUGUGUGUGUAUAUGUACUGGUUUACACACUGCACUUAUUAAUCACGCUGAUAAUGCCACUGUGAUUGAGUUUUCAAAGCAGAUUUAACGUUCUCUCUGAUUCUGAAUUAAAGAAGAAACUUGGACUGUGUAACGUAACAUGCCACAUAUUGCGAAAAGUGGGCAUCCAGGGUUCCUCCUUCUGAUUGGCACCACUGCCUGACGCAUCGUUGGCACAGAGGCGGAGACGUGCUUGGAUGUUCUCUGUGCCCAACCGUGAUGCCGGAUAUACACACAAACGAAACUCAAUCAUGUGUGUCAUUAUCAUGUAAAGACAAUGUUGGACAGUGUGGUAUGUGGUUCUACUGUUAGACGGGACAGAAUGAACUCCACUCCGCUUCACGCUGGAACAUGGUGGUGUAUAGUGAGCCUUUCUGUGGGAAGUGUAAUAAUACAUAUGUUUAGCAGAACUUUGCUUGAAGUGUUCUGUCAGAUUUAUACAUACUGUACGUACAUAGUUAUUUUUUAUCCAUAUAAGCAUAAUCAUUUUGUACUUAUUUUUAUACAUAUCAAAGAACUUUAUUUCUAAAAGUAUCUUAAAUAGAUAUUAACAAGGCUUCAGUACACACCAGUUAAGUUUGUUGUACGUUUUUACCCGUGGCAACAGAACACGUCAUGCUUUUAAAAGGACAAGCGUACUAUCCAUCUCGUGCUACAGGAGACUGUCACAAAGUUCCAGCUUCAGCUCUCCGUCUGCUUUUCUGGGAGAGGACUUUAAUACUCAAUACUUGAGCUGCUUUGAAGGACCUAGCUAUAUCAAUUACAAUAUUCUAUUAUUCAUUUUUAUUGGCUGAGAUACACUACUGAUACCGUAAUUAGAUGUAAACUGUAGUAUAAUUCCAGGCUGAGAGUGAAAAUUGAUGGUGAAAAUGUGCAUGAGAAUGCAAGCCAGUGACUUGCAUCUACUCUCUCUUUCUCUGUCUCUCUCUCUCUCUCUCUCUCUCAGGGUAGAAUUGAUCGUUAUUACUGAUAUUGACCUAAAUUAGGUCUCAGGAAGCAGAGUAACAUGCUGAAAUAUUUUCAUGUGCAUAAACUAUAAUACCCUUAAAACUGUCUUUGAAAGGCACAGAUCGCCUCAGUCAGUGAGCUAAUCACCCUCUAAUGCUAGAUACUGUAGAAGAAAAAAAAAAAACAAUUUUACUGAGGGGGAAAAAUAUAGUAAUGCUUAUUGUUUGAAGUAUGUUGUGUAAAUUCUGCCCAUUUAUAGGCCACAUUUUAUUUUUUGAAGAACAAGGAGCUCAGCUUUAAUGUUUGUCCACUGGAUGUAGUUUGAUCCUAACGCAGCCCACUAGGCUCUGUCCUCAAGUGAUUUUGAAUUGUGAAUACAUGGACGUUACACUUUGUAGCACGUAGACUUCUUUUAAAAAAAUGUGAGUAAACUGUAUGUAAAAUUGGAUUGUUAAAUAACACACUCGCUAAGCUGGAGAAAAAAAAGGAUUCAGACAUUACGAUUCAGAUGAAUCAUAAAUCACAAAAUAUUGGAGUCAUAUUUAUAGAGGAUUUGUCCAAGAUUCUUUUCCUGUAAUGAAACUCAUGCAGUGCAUCGCAAAGAAGAGCUAAAAUACAACACAGAAAGCAGGUUUGAUGAAUGUUUUGAGUGAAGCUAAGUUCAUUGGUUAUACUGUAAUUUCAGUUUAUUUCUUUAAUUUUAGCGUUUACAUUCCAUAUUGCCAGUUUGUAAGCAAUUACAUGUUAUAGUAGUAAAGUCAUUGUUUAAAAUGCUCACUAUCAUUUAUUUAUUUAUUUAUUUACAGAUAAAACAUAAUUAUUAUAUAUCAGGAAUGGGUUUUUUUUCUCCGUUUUCCUUUAGACAGCUAAAGUCUGUCCACAAAGUGAUAAACAAGGCUUGUCCUUCAGCUUGACUUUAUUCUCCAGUGUGCAACAAGAGCCACAGCAGUUCCAUACAGUGUGUGUGUGUGUGUGUGUGUGUGUACCUGCUGUGAGGUAAAACCACUGUUCUCGACAUAUCAGACUGUCUAAAGUGCCAUGACGUUGUCUCUAAACCAGCAUCAUUCAGUCAGCUGUUUAAAUCAUGAAGAGGAUUUUUGUGGCAUCAGCCCUGGCAUGGAGAACAUCCAAGCCACACAAGCCUCCAUGCCAGGGCAGUGCAGGCGGUGCUCCAGUCAGACUGAAGGAGGAACGUCUGAAGACCCACUAAAGCGAAAAGUGGCAUCUGAGAGCUUAACGUUUCAGUUAUAAAGCCAGACUCUAGUGAUACACAAAUAACCAGAUAAAUAGAAAGCAGCAGAACACACUGACUGAAAGAUGCUGGGCACUAAAUGAGAUUUAAUGUGUCUGUUUGGUCAUCUCUCUACUUGUUAAAGAGUGUUGUUUCAGACAAUUAUUCUACUGUAAAAACCGGCUGUCACUACAACGUUACAAACUGUAUUGAAUAAUGUGCUUUAAGGGAAUUAAGUCUUAACUGAAAGUGAGACCUAAGCUUUUUUUUUUUUCUCUUUUAAUUUUAACAAAAAAAAAAAAUUCAGAACAUUCAAUUUCUAUUGAACUAUUUGGCUGUUCAUUACAGGAAAAAGGAGUUUGAACUGUUUUAGCUGAUGGAGAAAUUGAUGGUGCUGAGUUGAUCUACCUGACUCUGUCAAAUAUAACCUGCUGAUAAACAUACUGUCUUGUACAAAAAGUUUGUACAUAAAUU